Molecule: messenger RNA, 6248 nt
Organism: Syngnathoides biaculeatus (alligator pipefish)
Lineage: Eukaryota; Metazoa; Chordata; Actinopteri; Syngnathiformes; Syngnathidae
Gene: spaca6
Product: sperm acrosome associated 6
Exons: 12
Coding region: 1524-2357 (277 amino acids)
Biological process (GO): fusion of sperm to egg plasma membrane involved in single fertilization
Source: RefSeq, a predicted model, not a curated record
AGGUGGGUAGUGAAGCCAAAAAAUGUGCUUGAAGUAUUUUUAUUAUAUACUAUUGAAUCAUAUGCCUUCUUCUUCUAAAUUUGGGAAGAAUAAGUACUGGAAAAAAAAUCUACUCAAAUACUGAGUAAUACUGAGUAAUCGGUGACUGAUUUGCUUUAUCAGAGCUUGAACUUUUAAUGGACAAAAAAUGUACAAAAGAAAUGUGUAAUUUUUGAUAUUUCCCAGCUAUCUAACGACAAUGAUCAAUUAAAUCUUUAUAAUAAUGCACUACAUGAAUGAAACAGCGCAAUGUGCUCACCAGAUGAAGAUUACAAAAAAAUAGCAGGAAUACUGUAAAGUUGCUCAUCAAUACAGUCGCUGUUCUUUUUUUUUAAUUAACUUAUUUACGCUUUAUAUGAUCUGAUACGAAGUUUUCCCACCGCCCGGAAACACGUUUGAUGCGUUUACCGCGUUUGUCGACGUUAGCGCGGCGGGGCCGGCGAUCGAUUGAAACGACGGCGUUCCGAUCGGCGUCCGCGUAGAAGCGGGCGGCAGAUAUCGGCCCCCGAAGCGCCGCUAAUGCACAUAUUUUCCUCUCGAUUUUCAUCCUAUUAGAGGCUCGUGACCCUCCCCCUCCAUCCCCACUUUCUAUCUGGCGGCUUCGCCACCAACCCCAGAUUCCCCCCACCCCUCCCCGUCGCUCUCACGCACGUGCUCGCGCCCCCCCCACCCUCUCUUUGCGUACUCAGGGAAAACACACACAUCCAUGUGCACUCGUUGCACUCUUAUUCCCGCCCUCUCUUUCUGUCUCACGCGCAAACACACACACGAAGUGGCGCGUGCAGACGCGAGGCUGCGAGAACGUGAGGAAAAAGAGGGACUCGGAGAGACAACAGAGAGAGAGUGGAAAAAAGAGGGGAGACGACUUUGCGAUGCAAAGAGACGCGUGGCAGGAUGAAUGCAACACGGAUGGGUAAAUCGUUUUGUGUGCGCGUGUGUGUGUCACCUCCUAAGUGUUGGAAUAUUCCGUGCAAGGCAACGUUGGUUGUGGUUUCAGGAAGCGUGAUCUCUCAUUGUCAUUUGGUCUUUUGCAGCGUCGCGGCCGCAGCCCCGCGGAGACAAAAGGUUGCGGCGGCGGUUCCAUCCUCAGGUAAGCGGACGCACGACAGCGCAACGCAGCCGAGGCGAUCAAUACACCUGCCACCGGGCUCGCCAUCCGGCGUGCGGCGUCGGGGAAGAGGAGGCGGCUCCGAGCCGACGCGCUCGCCAACCUCCGAGGAAAAGUGCAAAUGAAAGGUGUGUCACGGGGAUGUCUGGACUGUCACUUCAGACCCGAGCGAAAAACGCCAGAGGAUCACAGAUCACAAUAUCAUCUGCGAACAUCAUCGUCCAAGGGGAUUCCAGCCUAACCUCGCCGGUCAGCCUAUCCAUAACUACCGCAAACAGGAAGGGGCUCAGCGCAGAUCCCUGAUGCAGUCCCACCUCCACCUUAAAUUCUUCUGACACACCUUUGCUACGUGUCGACGGAGGCCAACGUGCAGAGCAUGGACGACUGCUUCGAAACCCUGGACCGCCUCUUCAACUUCAACGCCAAAGUGAUCGAGGCCGGCAGAGUUGGGCUGGGCUACAAAGACCGGCUGAAGGACGUCAUGCAGGCGGCGAUUCGUCCCGUGAUGAACGAGCUUGGGGGGAAGACUAAUCCCGACACGGUGUACGAGAGCAAGCUGCAGACGGCGGCAGACAAUUUCAUCGCCGCAGCCUCCAAAGUGCCUCGAGCGACGAGAUGCGUCCCACCGUGCGGUUUCCAGACUCAAGAUGGCCAUUACGACUGUGAAAAAUGCAUAUACGAUUCCUGCAAUUUUCCUCUUGACUGCCCAGUGGAAAAACUACCAGUGGACGAGAACGACCCGACCCAAAUGUCGUGCGAUGUGUCGUUUCCUUUACCCGCCGAUGCCAAACUCCUCUGGAGUUGGAAGUUUGCGGAGCAGGUGGAAACUCGUCAGGUGGAGCUGUUUGAAGAAAUGACAAUCGGGGAGGACAAUCUCUACUCCAUCUCAUCCACCAAGACGCACCACCAGGGCACCUACCAGUGUGAGAUCUACUCGGGGAAGCUGUCCGUUGUCCGAAAGUACUACUAUCUCGCAGUGACCCCCCACGUGGUGGUCGGCCAUUCCGAGCUGCAGGAGACAUUCGAGCUGUCUCUGCUCCCGGGGGGGAGGUUACGAACCGGGUCUCCUGUCCCCUCCCCCCUCCCGCCGCGCGUCCUCAUCGGCAUCUGUUUUACGUCCCUGCUGCUGCUCCUCAUCUUCGCCUUGGGGGUUGUCUUGUCGUGGAAAAAGAGGGCCGCUGAACGCACAGGCAGAAAUGAAGAAUCGUGAUCCAGAAAGAUGCAAGUAAUCAAGCCCUGAAUAUAUAUAUAUUUAAAAAAAAAAAACACGGUUCAUUGUUUUCACCGCUAGAGGGCGAAAGAGACAAUGGUUGGUUAGCAGCGUCUCCUGGAAAAGAGGUCCGUCCAGCCAUCUUUUGAAAUUAUGUGUUGUGUUUUUGUUUUUGUGACACUUCAAAUUGAAAAAGAACAAAAACGAGAGUGGGAAAGGGAUUUUUACUACAAAAUUAUUAUUUUUUUUUACAUGUAACAACUAAAAUGUGCCGUGAGUGACACUGACUCAGCGUCGUCAAGUUGGCGUUCCUGAUUAAUUCCAGUUCUUUUUAUUCAGUGUAUUUACCGAUUAGAUGUUUUUAAUCUAAUUUUCAUUUUAUUCACACAAAAAUCUUUUUUUUAAUGUUUUUUUAGAACAGUGAUUCCCAAACAGUGUGCCGUGGGAAGUUAUCCAAUUGUAUGUAAUUGCUAAAAAUGUAUAUUCCAAGAAAUAAUGUGCCUUUAUUCAUCUAUUUAUGCCAGUGAGGCACAAUGACAGAACACAAAAAAAAAAUCCUCUUCUAUUAGAUGGCAGGAAGUACAUACAGUAAUUAAUCGAUCCAUUUUUGGUGACAUUUACUUUUGCUGGUGUGCCGCGGGAUUUUUCAAUUGUAAAAUAUGUGCCUUGGCUCUAUAAAGGUUGGAAAUCACUCUGAGAAAACUGGUGUCCUCGACCCUUGCGGGCAUUUAUUUAGCCACACGGGGGCAGUAGACGCGAAUCUCGUGCUCAUCAGCGUCAACUGGCAUUUUGAACCCUGUCGUAAUUUCUUUGUCGUUCAGGCUGUCGCGGCUUAUUUUCGGCCCAGUUUUAGAGGAACAAGGUGUUGUACUUUCCAAAGAUGACGAAGUGCGUGACAUCGGACAUUAAUGGAUAUUUAUUUGCAGACAUUCAUCACUAAGGAACAAAAGGCUUCGAUGAUGAAGCGCCUCACCCUAAACCCUCCAAAGUGUCAAACCGGCCUUUUGUGGCCACAGGUCAAGAAUGAUUUAUUUAAAUAAUACCCACUUACAUAGCUUGCAUGUUAUGGAUUCUGGUCACGAUGAAACCUUCAAACAACCCGAAGAACAUUACAUUUAUUUUGCUGAUGAAAAGAUAUAAGAGCAACGGUUAUUACAUUUUGUAAAUGGUAAUAACCAUAUUAUUACAUCACAACAUACGCAGUGAUCCGCAGAUGCCAGUACUGUAUUCCAAAAAUGAAGUAGUACAGUUCAUAUGUUUCAAAUUUUGAACAAUGUUUGCGGUUCUAAAAAAUGAGCAGGUUCAUAGCACCCCCACGCCCACCCACCACCUCCAUGUAGAUUGUCGAUUACGCUCGAAAUACUCGCAUUUUUAAUUUCAUCAUUGUCGCCACCCCUUCAGCCCACACUAGUAACCAGCCGAAGCGUUCAAGGUACAAUUUCAAAUAUUUGAGGAGAAACUUCUUGCUUCAAUAUAUAAAUAUAUGUAUAGAUUUUUUUAUGAUGAACUAAAAAAAAAAAAAAAACGGGACUUUUGUCCUUAACGCGCAAACAAGUGCGCAACACGGUGUGACAGGAACGAUUGUGGACGGACAAUGGGAACUGGAUUUCUCGCAGCUCUGGGUAACUAUCCAUCCAUUUUCUUUGCCGCUUAUCCUCACGGGGAGUGCUGGAGCCCAUCCCAGCUGUCAACGGGCAGGAGGUGGGGUACACUCACAAUCACACCGAGGGGCAAUUUAGUGUGCCCAAUUAAUGUUGCAUGUUUUUUGGAGAUUUGCAUAUAUUAGCAAAAUAUUUGAUCAAUUAUAAUUCCUUAUUUCUACUGUGUGUUCCUAAAGCAUUCUGCUGGAAAUAAUGUUUUUUUUUUCCAAUAAUAUGUAUGGGCAAAUGGAGCGUUUUCACCCCGACAUUGGAAUUUCUCAAAUAGUGCGCGUUCGGACGGGGCUUUGACCUGGAAGCUGCCAGCACUCUUGAAAAAAAUGAAAAUAAACUUUCGUCCGAAAAGACGCCAGAACGAGCGCCUCCUCCGUAAUGUUCAUGAGGCAGAGAUGAACAAAAUUUAAUCAAAUAAUUUCACUUUCAAUUCAUUUAAGUUGGAAGUUACUCCUUAUCAUUUGUUUCAUCCUUUUCUAAAAGUGCUUUGAUAAAAUUGUCCCGCCAGGCCACCGUACUUGCGUCCCACGUGUCGUGUCCCUCCAACUCGCCCGCUUCCGGUGAAGGAUGUAGCGACGUCCUGUGUUUGGAAUCGAUAGAAAGUUGCGAGCACAUUAACUUUACCACAAUUGUGGUUAUUACACAUUUAUAACACGAUCGUAAGUUUGUAAGUAAGCGCCCGCCUUCUUGUUUGGAGUUUGUAUCUUCUCCCCGUGCUUUUUUUUUGGGGGGGGGUGAUCUUUGACUUCCUCCUACAUCGCAUAUAUACGCACGUUGGUUUUAUUGAAGACCCAAAAUUGUCCGAACAUGAUCGGCCUUGCACUCCGUCGCUCACCCAAAAUCACCUGCGGUAGGCUGCAGCCCACCCGUGACCCUGAUGAGGAUAACCACGAUAGAAAACGGAUGUAUAAAGCUGCAUCAAUGGAGCAGUUAAGAGGAUGACAUUGGGCGUUCGGCCCUUUUGAUUUUGCCUUGACGACACGGCUGCGUCAUCGCCGUUCCGUUGGCAAAUUUCGCCUUUUAUCUUUUCUCGGGAGCUCGCGUCGAUCGUUGCGCCAUCGAGUAUUUCACACUAAACUGUUGUUUGCCCCGGAAAACAGCAACAACAAAAACUCAGCUGCUCUACAUUUGCGGUUCUAAAUCGGUUGCACAUUUUCUUCUUUUUGAUGAGUCGCGAGCUGUUGAGCAAAGCUUUGACGCUACUGGCGGAGGUUGAAACCGAAGCCUCCGCCGCAAAAGGGAACGAGCGCUUCAUCAAUCAUCCCUUAAUUAGCAUAAUAUGCCGUCAUUUCCGGCCUAUAAACCGUGACUUUUUUCACACGCUAUCAACCCUGCGGUUUAUGCAUCGAUGCGGCUAGUUUGUGCAUUUUUUUAAUGGCCGCGAGGGGGCACUCGAGCAGAAAAGGCAAGAGUGAGACCGGUGGAAUAUAUGUGCCGGGGAAGUGACUUUUACCGGUCUGGCCCUGUUAGCACUGCGCUAACGUGUUAGUGCCGUGUCUGAAGUGAUUUUUACCGGUAUGUUGUUUUUUUUUAAACCGAUUAGCUUGGCGCUAGCGUAAAAUUCUCUGCGUACCGUCUUUCUUUGUAAAUAUCUCGUUUGAAUGUGGGCACUUGCGACUUUUACACAACUGCGGCGUACGUAUGUACCAAAUGGUAUUUCCUUUACAAAUGUAAUGGGUGGGGCUUAUAACCAGGUGCGCUUUGAGGGCCGGAAAUUACGGUACUCUGAUUCUGAUUUUGUGUCGACACUCCGAUUAGCAUUUAUUACAACAACCGUCAUUGAGGCAUUACAGCAUAGCGUAUCAAUCCGCAGAUUUCGCAUGUCAUUGUCAUCACAGGUCACAUUCUAGAUGUGCGCUUAUUAUAAUGUUGAAUCUUAUCUAUAAUCGGUUAUAAAAUCUAAUAAGAGCGCCGCAGCUUGCCAAGAUCCUGGUUGUGUACACACGUAGCCUGCGUUUAAGUUCACUGAGUGCAGUAAUGGGACAAAAUGCAAAAUAAACUGCUUGUGUUUUGCCUAAACAUGAACACAUCUCGUAUUUUUUCAUAUUUCACAUUCUUGUUGCUAUGUUGUUCCUUUUUCUGUUCUGUAUGUUAUACCAGGGCCGCACCGACUGCCGGAGAAAAAUUCCUUGUGUGCCAUUAAAUAUGAUUCUGAUUCUGAUUUCAAAUUCAGCCUUUGAACGGUUCCCCUUUGAAGUAAUCCCUUUUGGAGUCUAACGCACUUUCCCGGUCUUCUCGA